Postia placenta MAD-698-R-SB12 is the source of this 879-nucleotide messenger RNA. RefSeq lists its product as hypothetical. The record is from RefSeq and is a predicted model, not a curated record. The transcript has 3 exons. The coding region runs from base 1 to 879 and encodes 292 amino acids. Lineage: Eukaryota; Fungi; Basidiomycota; Agaricomycetes; Polyporales; Adustoporiaceae.
AUGUCCUCCCCAGCAUCCCCUCCUGACAAGGAGGUGUUAAAACUCCUCCUCCCCUUGCGAUAUGAUGGGAAAACUGUUAUCAAGUGCAACCAGUUCAUCUCGCAGUUGUUGAUCUACUGGCAGGUGAUGCUCAGUCUGCUCAAUGGUGACGCAUACACCUGGGCCACCCUGAUCUUUUCCCAGCUCAUGGCUGUUCAAGUCGGAGUACAAGGGGCUGUAAUGCCCUUCGCCAACAUCAAGGAUUUCCUCAUGGUGUUCAAGAGCCAUUUUGGCAAUCUUGACGAUGCCGCAGCGGCACAGGUUGAGCUCACCAAACUCUGCAGUGACAAGUCCAUGUGUGAGAGACGCACUGCUGCAGAAUUCUCCACACUAUUCAGGGGUCCGGCAGACUGUUCUGGGUAUGGCGACCUGGAACUCCGUGACAAGUACCUAAGCGGUAUCCUGUCCCGAGUCUACCGGAAGAUCGAGCUCAAGACAUUCACCAUGUGGGAAGCUGCUAACAAGCGCACCACAGAAGUCAAGCAAAACAUCAACAUCAGCUGGGCCCGUCAGUUCAAGUUGAAUAGUUUCUUCUCACCUCAGGGAGGAGCAUGUGGUGGAGCACGUGAUAGUGCACCCCGAUCGCAAGGCACCUUGGCCAGCAUCAAUGUGGCCAUCAGCAAAGGAGACUUCCCCAGCAGUUGCUGCGGGAAGAAAGGGUACCGUUGUUUUGAGUGCCCCGACUCUGCGACAAGCACCCCCAUCGCUUCAUCCUUGGCAGGUACAAGUGCUGCUUCAGCGAAAUCUAAGCAAUCUGAGCUGGCGGACUUGAUGGCACAGAUGAAGUUGAUGCGCAAGGAGCUCAAGCACUAUUGGGCGAUGAAGGAGGAGGGUUUUUGA